AUGAGCGCCUCGGUGAAAAAGAUGAUAGGGCAGAUGAACGCAAUGACUGGACUGGAGCAGUCCCUCUCCUCGCAGUUCACCAUAGCGGCCCAGCAACAGCCCGAGUUGGAUUCUGAGUUCAUGCACAACUCUGCAAUCCAACGCGUCGUCGCUGCCUCCACUGCCAGCUACGUCAGUGCUCUGGAGUUGUUUUGCGACGGUUUGGACACAUUCUGCAAGAAGACGGUACCCGACACCUUGACCACGAUUCGGCAGCUGGAACACGCACGUCUCGUUUACGACACAUACCGUAAUGAGCUUGAGCGCAUGGAGAGUAAAGCGGGCAGAAUAGCGACGCAGCAGGGGAGCACGGGAGGUGAUGUGGCAAAUCCCGUCUCCACCGAUGCCGCCGGUUCAGACACUCCCUCCACGCCCGCGUCCGCGUCCACUCCUCAGCAGGAAAUAAACGUCCAGCAGCUACGACAGAAAUUUGCUACGGGUCGGGAGAAUUAUCUUGCGCUAAGGGCCGACACCGAUAUGAAGAUGAAACUUUUGCAUGAGAAUCGGGCCCGCGUGCUACGGAAGCAUCUGCAGGCACUGCAAGCUGCAACGCUUUCUUACUUUGCCAAUGGCUAUCGGGACUUGGAAUUAACGUUGAAGACUUUAUCUGAGCGCAAUGCUUUAACCAAUUUCUCUCCUCUAAACCAGCCUGCUUCCUCUUUUCUGGAGGUUGAAAGCCCUUCCACAGAUCAGAAACCAGCUUACUUCCCACCGGAAAACGGCGACGCGGAACACCAUCAGCGCGACGUCUUUGACUAA
Echinococcus granulosus is the source of this 798-nucleotide messenger RNA. Its product is annotated as Arfaptin-1. The transcript is spliced from 3 exons. Gene Ontology annotation, molecular function: phospholipid binding; protein domain specific binding. NCBI's taxonomy places the organism in Eukaryota, Metazoa, Platyhelminthes, Cestoda, Cyclophyllidea, Taeniidae. Gene Ontology annotation, biological process: regulation of Arp2/3 complex-mediated actin nucleation; intracellular protein transport. The record is from RefSeq and is a predicted model, not a curated record. Gene Ontology annotation, cellular component: trans-Golgi network membrane. The coding region runs from base 1 to 798 and encodes 265 amino acids.